AGUGGCGAUGUUCGCGGCGAGAGUGCAUCGAAGGCAAAACCGGAUCACUCGGAGGCAUCCUUUCUCGCCAGAUUGACCCAGUUGGCGAGAGCGUGCCAGCACAACUCUCGUCUAGCGGGAUUCAACCGCCACGUGCCACAGACGUCGUACCGGUGUCUCCAAGACGUCCACACAAGUUGAAGCAACACGUAAGCUGAAACACGAAAGCCAUGGCACCGUGCAGGUUGCUCGCAGGUUUUCUUCUGAUCGCUCUGGCUGCUGCACAGUACGAUGACGUGUUGAGCCGGACAAGACGCCAGGUGAAUGUCCAUGCCAUCCCGAAGACUUCCUUCAGCUGCGAAGACAAGCAACCGGGUGAAUACUAUGCCGACCCCGAAGUCAAAUGCCAGGUGUACCACAUCUGCGUACCAGGAUCCUUUGGACGUAUGACCAAGAUGAGCUUCGCCUGUCCCAACGGCACGCUCUUCAGCCAGGCUUCCAGAGUGUGCAACUCGGAAGACCGCGUCUACUGUCCCCUGUCGGAGAGGUUCUACGAAAACGUCAUGGGAGCCAUCGACACCGACCACGACGAGUACGUCAGCUCUCGUGGUGGAGCCGACUUCCACAACGUGGUGCACAACACCAUCGGGGGAGGAUACGUGGAAGCCGGAAGCAGGAGGAGCCCGGUGAGGCCCGUCCAAAACGAACCCGAGUACGAUUAUGUAGAUGAGACGACGACGACGACGCAAGCGCCCAGAAGGAGGGGACAUCAGCAAAGCAGUAGGAGGUUCCAGCCGCAACAGCAGCAAUCAGGCAGGAAUGUGCGACCACAGCCUCAAGCCCCAUCAAGGACCACCUCGACCACCACGACGACUACUACUACCACUACAACAGCACCUCCACGACCUUCUUUCCGCCCAUUCCGCCCACCUGCCACUCCCUUCCGUGGCCCUCAAGUUGCGCCACCGGCCCCACAAGCAGCUCCACUUCACGAGGCGCCCCUUCCACAAGCAGCUCCCGCGAGCAACCUGCCUCACUCCCCUCAAUUCCAUCCACAGCAGCCUGGUGGAUUUGCUUCUGGAACUCCCCCAGCUGGGCCACCUCCCCUUCCUCAGAACGUAUUCUCUCGGCCUGCCGCUACCCCACCAGUAGGGCCACCACCCCUCCCACCUAACGCAGUUCCAUCCAGCAACGAUGCAUCCCAGCCAGUCCUCAGGGUACCACAGCGUCCACAACUCCGAAGACCCGUCUUUACUACUACGACUACAACAACGCAAGCACCCUCAACCCCUCUCUAUGACUACUAUGACUAUGAAGAAGAACCAGCAGCUCAGACUCGUAACAAGAGAGCCGUCCCCGUGAAAGCUGUUGUGCUUCCAGUUGGCCACAAGGGAGAGAUCCCAGAAACCAGCUUCACUUGUCAAGACAAGAUAGCUGGGGGAGUCUACGCUGAUUCUGAAACUAACUGUGAGCUAUUCCACAUCUGCGUCCCUGUUGGAAAGGGUAAACUCUUAGACUAUGGUCUACUGUGUGAGGAAGGCACUGCGUUCAACCAAGAAACCGGAACAUGCGAUGAGAAGGACACCUUCUCCUGCGACCGCAGUCUCCAGCUCUCACAGACAGACAAGACCAAGGUUAUUCUUGCAGACAAGAAGCCGUGGAAGUUCCCCAAGACUUUGAAAAGGACAGUACGAGACGUAAAGGACACUGUCGAGAAUGAAACUCAAGAAUCAACACAAGAACCAAUUCCAGAAACUUCUUUCACAUGCAAGGACAAGAUCGUAGGAGGGUAUUACGCUGAUGUUGAGACCGACUGCAGGGUGUUCCACAUCUGUACGCAGAAGACAGCUGAGGGGGAAGUUGAAGACAUGCGUUUCCUCUGCACCAAUGGAACAGUAUUUGACCAGAAGAACCUGGUAUGCCAAAAGGCUGAGCUGGUCUCGUGCGAGAAGUCUCCAGAAUAUUACAACAGAGGGUUCCUUAGGUACCUUGAAGAUGAGAGACGGAGAGCAGACAUUGAAGAAGAAGAACAGAGCCGAGCGGAUGCCUUCAAAAUCACCAAGGUGAAGAGCCGGUACCCAAAGAAGGUGGGCGACUUGAAAAAGACUGUCUUUUUGAAGUACCCAAGCUAUGAAUGAACGAUGUGCAAUGAACUGAACGUGAGAGGGCCUUACGUAACAAAGAGACGGAGAAGUCACAGCGCAGAGUUAUAUUUUGUUUACUAUUUACAUGUUGCCACGCAAGGCUUGUUAUGCUGCAACAAUUUUUGUUUUGCAUUCAUCACUACAUCACCCCUGUUAUCACCGUACUUUUUGUCGAUUCUACAUUAGGUUUGACGUUGCUGGGUAAAACCUGAUUCCAUCACAUUCUAUUUUGGUUUUUAUCUGGUCAAAAUUUCCCAAGAUUAACUUUGCAGACUUUGCAAACUUUCACCCAAGACAAUUGCGCAACAAAACAUCUGUUACAACAGAUGUGUACCAUUCACAUGUAUUUUUGCACACACGUUUUUCACAUGUGCUUAGUAUAUACUUGGUCAGGUGCAAUGCUGACCAAAAGCACCUGUUUACUUAAAUCCAGUAAUACAGAAAUGCAUAAAUAGUGCCUCAAUUUCAUCUUGAAUUUGCAGAAGGCCUGAAGCAGUCAGAACCCAUUAAUACAGAGGAGGAGAACACAACACCUAUGUGAAAGAAUGGCUAAGAAGCAAGCGAGCUGGUGACCAGAAUACAUGAUGAAAAAGCCCAGAGGCUAGGGAGACGACGAGACUUAAUCUGUGUGUGUCCGUUUUAUGUCGUCUCCCUAGCCUGUUUUUUCUUUCUUUUAUCAUGUAACCUAUGUGAGAUUUGAUAAGUGCACUCUCAUGGCACAUGAUGUAUAAAUGCAUUACAACAUGUUCAGCACUUUCAAAUCUGCUGCAGAAUGAUCUAGAAGAACAGUUGCGGCAUAUUUCUGCGUUCAUUUCAAGCAAUCAUGCAAAAAAGCACAUUGUUGAUUGGAAUCACAUUCUAUUUUUUGCUGUAAACCCAUUCAAACUUUCUCACAUACGCCACAGCACGUCAGAGCUUUACAUUACACACCACCUGGAUGGAGAUCACAGCAUGUGUUGGGUAGAAAAAUUUAAACAGUGAUUUUGAAGUUAUCUCAUGAUCACUGUGCGAGUCACUUCAUCAGAUGCCAUCAUGUUACCUUGUUUUCAAUGUGUACUGCAGCAAUAAAAGUCUCUACGACUUCUUUUGCAGUUUA
Messenger RNA from Ornithodoros turicata, 3219 nucleotides. RefSeq lists its product as uncharacterized. Gene Ontology annotation, molecular function: chitin binding. Lineage: Eukaryota; Metazoa; Arthropoda; Arachnida; Ixodida; Argasidae. The record is from RefSeq and is a predicted model, not a curated record. Gene Ontology annotation, cellular component: extracellular region. The coding region runs from base 210 to 2117 and encodes 635 amino acids. The transcript has 5 exons.